AUGCGAGACUGGUGGCGGCUGGCCCUUCUCAGCCCCCUGGGUCUCCUAAAACCCUCGGAGGCCCUCACGCGAGGAGUCAAUCCGGCGGAGGCUCCCAGGUAUCACGGGGACACCUUUGCGUGUGCCGAGGGGCUCCUCGGCCACGCAAGGACGGAAGCGACGAACCCGGAACCGCUGCCUGUGCGGGUCGGCCUGGCGCAGACGAAAGGCUUCUUAUUCAGAAAGCUUGCAUGGCUAGAAAAGACAUGUGCGCGACGGCGCCGCGACGGACAGGUGGUUCUACUGCCCGAAUUCGGCCGGCACCCCGAGAUAUGUGUACAGCUCUCGACGCUCGUCUGGCAAGGCUCUGUCACAGGCAGCGUCGUGCUGCGGAGCGAUUGCGCACGCUUGCAGAGCUCAGGCGUCGGCGAUGGGAUUUGCGACUGUUGCGAUGGCUCCGACGAGUGGCAGUUGCCCGGAACCUGCCCCUGGGCCAAACGUUGCCCGAAGCGCAUUCCAGACUAUGCGACAAGACCAGCCCAGGUCAAGACCUCUGCGAAGAGCAGGGCCGAGCCAGGAAGGCAGCGCAGCCUCGCAGCCUCGCAGCCGCGUGUGACUGCUUUCUCCGUGGAGGCUCGCCUGGAGCAGCGCCGCGCCGAGAUGGAGCGGGGCAUCCGAAAGCGCCAAGCCGCCUUGGCCGACGCAGAGGCGGAGGUGAAGGAGUGGACUGGCAAGCUGGCGGUCCUGGAAGAGGAAGAAGCCGAGCUUUUAAAGAGCCUGCAGGCACGUCAGGAGAUCCAGCGGCAAAAGCGAGCUGCCGUGGUCAAGGAGGCAGAGCAAGCUGGCCGGGAGGUGGCGCCAGACUUGGCCCCAGAGAGCAAGAAAGUCUCGGAGUACGCCAAGUGGAUGGAGAAAGGAGACUCCGUCUCUGAAGGGGCAGGCACAAGUAACUCCGAGCAGGUGUGCAGCGACAAGGUUUGCAUCUCGAGAGCCGCUGUUGCUCGGAGGGAUCUGCGCCAGAUCAAGGUGAAGAGCGGAGCCCUCGUGGACUUCGUGGAGUUCGUCUAUGCCUCGGGCGAGCCACAGGUGGUUGGAGAAGGGAAAGGCGAGGAGCAGGAGCCCUUCGACCUGGAACCUGGCGAGGUUUUGGUGGAGAUCCGGGGCGGUCAGGGCGGACUUUUGGACCGGAUCCAGUUCGUGACCAGCCGUGGCCGGGAGUCCAAUGCCUAUGGCGGUAGUGGCGGCGACGCUUUCAGCUUCAAGGCCAGCGAUGGCAAGAUGAUCGUCGGCCUUCGCCGCGCUGUCGGUCUGGCCGGGCGAGUCACUGGCAUGGAAGAAGCCCUUUUCCGUCCCUUGACGCCUGCGGAGAAGGAGCUCGAAGAUGCCAUGGGACUCGUGCAGGAAGCUGAACGUGGCCUCGCGGCCAAGGCGGCAUCGAUGCAGGAGCUGAGAGAAAAGAUCGAGUUGGCUGCGGGCGCCCACGCGGCCUACCAGAGCCUCAACGAGUGCGGCACUGCCCAGCUGGGUCAGUACAACUACAAGAUUUGCCCCUUCGGUGAGGCGACACAGGGUCAUGCGCCUUUGCUGCAAGUCUCCUCUGAAGAGUCCUCGUCACCCAAUGUCAAUUCUAUCUCUGAGGUCCGGCUGGGCCGUUGGAAGGGCUGGGCGAGUGACGCCCGGCAUGUAGGCCUUUUCGACAACGGAGAACGCUGCUUCUCGGGCAUCGUGCGCUCCCUCCGGGUGCAGUUCGAGUGUGGAGAGAAGCAUGUUGUUGAGACCGUGAGGGAGCCGAGCCAAUGCGUGUAUGAGGCGACCAUGACGCAUCCAGCCGCCUGUGAUCCUAGAGAUUUCGAGGACAGCGAUCGAGUCCUCCAGCCCCAUGAGGGGCAUGUGGAGCUGUGA
Messenger RNA from Symbiodinium sp. CCMP2456, 1881 nucleotides. The record is from the annotation of a GenBank genome assembly. Lineage: Eukaryota; Dinophyceae; Suessiales; Symbiodiniaceae.